GACCCAGUUGUUGGAUAUAACUUCAUAACAUAUGGUUCAUUCGAUACGGAACGUUGCAGUGAAGGCUUACUUUACAUCGUUCAGAAACCGAAGGACUUCAAUACAAAGAGAUAUAAGAUAGGAAGAACAUAUAAUAUAACUCAAAGAUAUGACAGUACAGUCAAUAGAGUCAAGGUUGUGUUUGUUAAUGAUAUGAGAGCUGCAGAAACAGAACUACUUGAAAAGUUUGAGAAAAUGUAUGGUGCUCCCAUAAAAGGUAAAGAAACGUUUGAAGUAGAUGAGAUAGAUAAAGCUAUAAAAUUAUUUGACGAAGUUGCUGAAAAAUACAUGUAA
Trichomonas vaginalis G3 is the source of this 333-nucleotide messenger RNA. RefSeq names its product organellar and viral DNA polymerase type B. The transcript has a single exon. The annotation marks the transcript as partial. The record is from RefSeq and is a predicted model, not a curated record. NCBI's taxonomy places the organism in Eukaryota, Parabasalia, Trichomonadida, Trichomonadidae.